Coregonus sp. 'balchen' is the source of this 15586-nucleotide messenger RNA. Lineage: Eukaryota; Metazoa; Chordata; Actinopteri; Salmoniformes; Salmonidae. The record is from the annotation of a GenBank genome assembly.
GUUCGCGGGAAAAUAAGAUGGCUAGGUUUUGUAGCUAUAGUGUUAAUGUGUAUAGCAAAAUUAAUUAACGUAUUUUGAAAUGUAAUAUUGGUGAGUUUGUCGUUAGAUAGCUUGACUACUGACAUAUUUAAACUGUUGAGAGUCCCGCUUUCAAACUGGCUUGCUAGUUAACGUUAUUCGUACCAAUUCAUUGGUAAUCGUAGCUAGCCUGCUUUCGAUAGCCAGAAUAAGAAAUAUUUUGUACGGAGACAAAGAGCUAACCUCUCUUGCUUGCUAGCUGUGUAAGGUUUAAUACUUGACGUUUGAAAAUGAGUAUAUUUAAUUUAGACCGGUUUCGUUUUGACAAGAAUAAACCGACAUCAAACCAGGACAAAUACAGCGGUUCCGUAAGUCCAGAGUCGGAAAAGGAGAAUAAACCAGGUAUGUUUUGCUUGAUGGCAGUAGCCACUAGCCAGCUAUAACGUAGCUAACGACGUUAGCUAGCUGCCAUCCCUAUAACAAAGGUUUUUAUAACUAAUUGUUCUGUGGCGAUAAUCUUUGCUGACAUUGACUGUUGACAUCUACCUUGCUAGCUAGUAACGUUAGGUAGCUAACGUUGGCUGUUUGACAGGUGACAGCCAUUGACUUGCUUUGCUUGGUUGCCUUAAUAGCUAACAACACUAACUAGCCAGCCAGCUAGCUAGCUUUAUCAGUGACUUUCUCUGGGCAUCAGCUAACAUUAACAUUAGCUAGAUAGCUAGUUACCGUUAGCCAAUUAAACUAUGUUUUUGGUGGGGAACCUAUCAGUCCCUAGACCCCAGCAAAAAUCGGCUUUUCAUUUAUCUGCAUAUCCAACCCUUAUAUGUAUCCUCACAAUGAAAUGUUUUACCAUUUUAUUUUCAGGACAACCAAGGCUACAAGUAGAACACAAAGCCAUUGUACAUAAACAGUUGCAUUCAUGAGUUUUAUUGACAAAUGUCAAUAAAUAAAUAAAAAAAGGUCUGCCAAAGAAAAACCUGAAAGAAUUUAUAUGAAUGCUGUAAGUAUAAAAAUUGUUUGCUCACUGGGAAAUGAAUAUCAACUAGUCAGUGACAACUGUUUGGAGUUUGUGACAGCAACUAUGUGAGCUUAUUACAGAUAUUAUAGACACUAUGACCUGGGAUUUCCUAUGAUACAGACAUUUUUCUUUUUUAAACCCAACCCCGGGCCCCUUCAGUAUCUGCCCUUGUCUCACAGACACUGCUAUAGCUACCGUUAAUCACACAGACUAAUGGUUGGUAUCUACAGAUUCAAAUCCAAAUCCAAUGGUACAGCCCAGAAGUCUGUAGCUCAAACACAAUUAUUUAAAAGGGGUUAGAAUUCCAAAACACGCCAGCGUUACGGUGGGACUCACUGGGUUAAUGACAUCUGAUUGCUAAACUGUCUUUGCCUAUAUUUCUGUGGCACAUACAGCCCAAGUAACAACAACACCACCUGUAUCCAACCAAGAAAAACCUGGGCGAGGAGUAGUAUUUGAAGAUGUCAUCAGUGACUCUGACGAUUUGGCAAGUGACUCGAGGAGUGAUAAAUUAACAAAAAGGGUGAUGUAAGUAGAGCUGACUUGAGCUGAAAUAUCUAGAUGUAUAUUUUCCCCUUGACUUCCUUCAAGGUGUAGCGAAUUCCAUAAAGUGUAGCCUAACAUGCCAGUCUAAUCUUGUAGUUCUUUCUCUUUCAGGGAACCUGUCAAGAAAUCAGUGAAGGGAGAGGUAAGAGAGAUGACUGAGACAUCUGAUAAGGAAGACAAAAUGAACAAGGAGCUGGAAGAGAGACUGGCCAAACUGCAGGAAAUCUUCCCUCAAAGAGACAGGAAGGAGCUGCUGGAGGUAAUGUCAUAAUCACUUUUAUGUCACAAGCUAUAGUAUAGUCUCUCAAAGAUGGCAGCUGCUCAGUUUCUGUGGAUUCACAUAGCUAUAUGUUUAACUUUGCUUUGUUUUUAGGUGAUUAAAAGCACAAGCACUUUGGAUGGUGCCGUAGCCUCAUGCCUGAUGUUUGGUGAGAAAGGUAUCUUUCAUUUACUACCAUCAUAGACAGCAGGUUGCAGCCUGUUCCUACCGCACCCCCCAAACACAGCUUGACCAGUGUUUUCCAUGCUUAUGCCAUGUCUUCUUCCGCUCAUGACAACAUAGACUAGACCUCUUUGUAAUGAUGGUUAUAGGCCUUUGUCUGCCAUUGGUAAAACAUGAAGAAAAAAAAAAGACAUCCAAACCAGAACCCUUCUAAAAAUGUUUUUUGGGUUUGGUCGUCUGGCGUGUGUAUCUCCUCACACAUUGACACAAUUGUUUGUCCAGUCUCAAUGCGAAAGAGGAAACAGGAUGGAUCCAGCAGUUCCCAAGACAGCGACGUGAUUCAGCAGCCCAGUAAGAAGAGGAGACCGUCUCUGGUAAGAGUGGGACUAGCAACCAAACAGGCAGAAACUGGGAGGGACUAACCUGAACUUGACCAUUAAGAAAGGCGUGUUUUUGUAUCAAAACAUUUUGCUACGGUGCGCACUAAUGAAAACACCCCAGGCAGGCAUUGUGCUGUUGCGUGUUCUCUGCAGUAUUAACCUUCACUGCGGUCUGAUCCUCCAGACUGAAGACUCUGAGGAGGAAGCAGAGCCCAGCUGGGAGAGGCGGGAGGCCAUGGUCAGGAAACUGCAGAGGAAGUUCCCCGACCAGGAUAAGGAGGUGAGGGGGACUGUCGUCGGACAUUGCCACGGCAACCACACACACACACACACCUCGGUAGGGACAUGAUCAUGACACUCCAGGUGAGAGAACCCAUAUCCUAAUGAAGAGUGUUUUAUUCUGCCCCCGUCUGUCACUCUAUAGGAACUCCGGUCUGUGCUCCAGGAACAUGAGUGGAAAGUGGAUGACGCCCUGGAGGUGCUGCGCAUGUUCUCGGACCCAGGUGAGAUGACACUGUCCUCACCCAGUUGAAACAUCACUGAUAAUAUGCUGCUACAACCACUAUAUACUAUAUUUAUUUGUACUGUACUCAUUAUAUUCAUCAAUGUGCCAUUUUUACUGAUUCUUCCGCUGAAGAUGAAGACUCCAGUGCCUCUGAAGUACGCAGCUCCCCUGAAGUCAAGCAAAAGGAACCGAAAGCCAAGAGCAAUGCCAAACCAAGCAAAGCUAAGAGUGAUGCCAAGCCGAGCAGAGACCGUCGGGUGUCUAAGGAUAGCAAGGAGGAGGCCAAGCGAAGCAAUGCUUCCGCUCUGAAAUGGAUGUUCAAGAAACCUGCACCUGAAUCUAGACCUGACUCCUCGUCCUCCUCUUGGACUUCUACCAGCCAGAAGCUCUCUAACGGGACCAGCGUGGCUAAGAAGGAGGCGUCGGAGAGGAAGGUGCGCGCCUCCUACGAAAGGGCCAGCAGCUCGGAGGACGAGGACAGGGAGGGGGCCAGCAGCGAGUUUGAGGGCGAGGACGACGAGUUGGAUUUUGUGGCGGAGGACGAGGGCACAUCCACGCUCAAAGGCAAGAUCCUGCUCUUCUUCCAGGAGGCCUCGCUGGAUGAGCUGUCCCUCAUCGCCGGCUGCUCGUUGAAGAAGGCCCAGAAGAUUGUGGAGCGACGGCCCUUUGCUGUUUGGCAGGACCUGGUAAGUAAGAGAAACUUACCCAUACGAAAAAUGUAUGCAAGCAUGACUAAGUCAUUUUUUAUAAAAGCGUCUGCUAAAUGGCAUAUAUCAUAUAUUAUGUAAGAGAGCAAUCUCGGGUGUGUCACUGCCAGCUGUGUUGCACAGUGAGUCUGCUCUGCCACAAGGUAAACCCAGCAGGUUAGAACAAGAGAAGUACUCUUUAAACAUGGAAACUGCAGGGAGGAAUGAAGGGACAUGUCUCCACAUAGGGCACAACAAGUGUUAGUUGAUUUUGAAGAGUGUCAGUGCCUUGAAUGGUACGUUCAUAGUGUGUAUGUGUUACUUUCACUGCUGCUGGGAUGCGUUACAUCCUCCGUUUUUUUAAAGGGAAUAUAUGAGAACUUCAAUUAUAGAGACACUAUAAAUAGACUAUCAAAUUUAAAGUGUUGGGUGAUGACACAAAUCCACCUCUCUCUCUCUCUCCCCCCAUUAACUUUAACACUGAAAACAACCGUAGUCUAUAUCUUCUCAAUCUAGAAGUGUUAAUAAAAUAUCACAGCUUGGUAUCUUUCUGGUCACGCUCCCCUGUAAAAGCAAAAGCGUGGUAGAAAGCUCUAGUUAGAUUUUUGGAGCAGCAUGGCCUGUUUGUUUUGUUUGGUUUGGUUUUAUUAUUUGCUCAAUGUGUUUUUCUGUUGGAGACAGCCAGGCAUUCUGAGCAGAACACUUUGGCUGUGUUCCAAAUGGCACGCUUUUCCCUAUAUAGUGCACUACCAUAUGGUUCAGGUGAAAAGUAUUGCACUAUAUAGGGAAUAGGGUGCCAUUUGGGACACAGGUUUAGGCCUAGCACUGCCACCCUUUUAUCAGUCUCACCGGCCGCUUAUCCAUUGCAAGGGUGUCAUUACGGAGUAAACGACACUCUCACUCCUCCACGUGCUGAAUGCAGCCGACGGCUUACUGAUGUGUAUGGAUUUCAUGUUGAAUAAGAGGUUUAUUUAACUUAUGCCAUGUAGUGGUCCUUUCAUAUAGGGUACACAUCUGUCAAACGUGAGAUGUUUCAACAUAUGAAAAAAUGUAUGCACUCACUAACUGUAAGUCGCUCUGGAUAAGAGCGUCUGCUAAAAUGACUAAAAUAUCAGGACGACUUCGAGCAGUGAUCCUUAUUCCACUUCUUUAAUAACAAAACAUGCUCAACUCCAUUACUGUGUAAUUAGAAUUCCAUUUGCCAAGUAGGCUAAAUUACCAUGUAACAACAUGCUAAUACGAUGCAGCAACUAGAAUAAUACGGUUUCUACACAGGUAUACAAACAUAAUUAAAAGUGUGUUACUGAAAAUGCAUAUUUUCCACAAACCCAAAUGUCAACAUUUUAAAGUGUGUUAGUGUUAGGCCUACUUUAUCUAUCUUCAUUCUCACAUGAAAUAUGUCCAUACCAUAAACAUCAGCAGCCUGGCCCCGUAUUCAAGGAUUUCUCUGCCAUUGAAAUCCUUGGGCGGGACGCCUAAGCAUUUUUUUGGGAUGCUACAUUUUCGGGAUUAAAAACGCUUUCUGUAUAAACUUUAUAGAAAGUAUAAAGAAAAGAUAAUGAACCUAUAUAUUUUUUGAAUACAAUCUUUAAGAACUAACAACCACCAAAAUAAAAGAGACAGUCGGGGUGAAUAAAGACAACAAAUAAAUGAAUUUAGCAGUAUUGGUUUUGUUAUUAUGUUUAGGCAAAACAACAAAGGAUUAGCCAUUGCAAAAUGCAUGGAAUUGCAGGAAAUUAGUUUUAAAACGGCUAAAGUUUCUAUCAGCUCCAUGUGUGAAAUUGGCUUAAAAAUACAUAUUUCUCUACACCACCAAGAUGGGGGCCUCUUAAAUGUUCUCUUUCAGCCUCGCCGGCCCCCUGACAUGCCCACCACCUAAGCCCCUUUUUGAUCUAGAAAAAACCCUAGUAUUCAUAAAGCAUCUCGGAGUAGGAGUGAUCCGUUUUUUUUUUUCUUCUUCAUUUUAGAACAUAAUUAAUACGAUUACAUGGACGGGGGGGAACCUGAUCUUAGAUCAGCACUCCAAACUGUGAGACACUUUAUGAGUAUGGACUCUGAUGUUUGUGAUGGUAUCAAGCAUGGGAGGGAGGGAUACAGUGGGCCUGGCUGGCCACCUGCUAUUGUGUCACUCGCACACAGCUCCAAACAGGGUCAUUAGACAUACUACGUUGUCCAUCCACUCUGCCCAGAGUCGGUGAAAAACGCGCUUUGGUGAUGAAAUUUCACUUCCUAAUGUUAUAAAAUACAUUUGACCAAGACAAAUGUGAUUAUUCAUGUUCUGAGUCGUUCAGUGGGGUCUUUCCAUAACAUUUCAUUAACAGUAUAGUUAAAAGGUCUGAUUUCGUAACCUAAAUCAUCCGAUAAUAAACACAGAGCACUGACCAAGCUGUGCUGCUUUCUCGCAGAAACUUUUGAGGAUUUUACAGGUUGUGGUCGUCGUCGUUAGUUGUUUCUGCGAAUCGCAAAAAGCUAAAUUAGCAUGACGAGCUGAAUUAAAUGUAAAAGGCAUUGAAAAUGAGAAGCUUGCGUUACGCUCAGUGCUCCGUUGACGUUUCACCGAGAUACGCUUGUUUUUGUGAGAAAUCUUAGAAAAAUAACAGGUAUUUUGCAUUAAUAUGAAAAGUGUAUACUAAAAUAUGAAAAUACUACGUCACGUCUCAAAAUCGAUAUCUAUCUUACCUCUAUUGUUUUAUGUCCUCGAGAAGAAGGAUUACGAGUUCAUCGGGAAAGUGACCAUGUCAGGUAGCCUUCAUUCUUGCACAGCAUCCAGCUUAGCUGACGCGAUGCUGUGCAGUUUUCUUUAUUUUUUACCACUUCCUUUCUUCUUCUCUGACCUCCAUUGAUUUAGUCACCCUAAUUUUGGCCAUUCCUCAAGGGUAAAAACUCCAAUCACUUUUGAACGGAUUAUGAUAGGCAUGAGGUUUGGACCGUUUACUUUCUUAGAUGAUUGUCUACAGUCGUGGUCAAAAGUUUUGAGAAUGACAUAAAUACUCAUUUUCACAAAGUCUGCUGCAUCUGUGUUGAUGAUGGCAAUUUGCAUAUACUCCAGAAUGUCAUGAAGAGUGAUCAGAUGAAUUGCAAUUAAUUGCAAAGUCCCUCUUUGCCAUGAAAAUGGCUGGAAGCUGUAAAAGGAGGGUGGUGCUUGAAAUCAUUGUUCUUCCUCAGUUAACCAUGGUUACCUGCAAGGAAACACGUGCCGUCAUCAUUGCUUUGCAAGAAUGGGCUGUCAUCAGUCAGGAUGUGGCCCAGAAGUUAAUUGACAGCAUGCCAGGGCGGAUUGCAGAGGUCUUGAAAAAGAAGGGUCAACACUGCAAAUAUUGACUCUUUGCAUAAACUUAAUGUAAUUGUCAAUAAAAGCCUUUGACACUUAUAGAAUGCUUGUAAUUAUACUUCAGUAUAUCAUAAUAACAUCUGACAUAAAUAUCUCAUAACACUGACGCAGCGAACUUUGUGAAGACCAAUACUUGUGUCAUUCUCAACUUUUGACCACGACUGUACACAAUUAACAUAUUAUUACCCAUUGGUCAAAAUAUGCGUUUUCAAUUGGACACGUUGAUAUGCUCUUAUGAAGUGAAAAGCCACUAAGCCCUUUUUAACUUGGAAAAGCUCCACCACCACCAGGUUGAUUGUGGCGUGUAUUCAGUUGGCCCACUGUACGAUAGUCCUCAACCAUGACAUGGCCACUUAUAUAUUAAUCAUGGUUUGGCUUUGUUGUGGAACAAUACAAUUGCCUGACUAUCAUGUCAGAAGAAAAAGAUAAGAGCGAUUGACUGGUUGUUGACACUUCUUUGUGUGCCUCUGCCUCUGUCUGUCUCGCUGUGUGUCCGUUUCUCAGAAGGAGGUGUUCCACAAAGAGAACGGCCUGUCUGCAGAGCUGCUCCUGGGCUGCAGGGUGGUGCUCAGGGAGAGAGCCGUGGUCCAGGGCCUCAUGUCCAAGUGCCAGACCAUCUCGGGCAAGAUGGUAAAGGGAGUCACCCAGGUCAUAGACAAGGGCAUGGGCUCCGUGACCCAGCCCUCGGUUCUCAACAGAAAGUAAGUGAGCUCAACUUCCACUGCUGUCCUGAUUUUCAUAGACAAUUACAUCUAAUCUACUAUAGCCGUGUCCCAAAUGGCAUCCAGUUCCCUAUAUCGUGCACUACUUUUGACCAGAGCCAUAUGGGGUCCUGGUCAAAAGUAGUGCGCUAAGUAGACUAGGAUAGGGUUCCAUUUGGGACACAUACAUUUAUAUUCAGACUGGGAGAACAACUCCUCAUUGUUGUAACUAACAGAUAAAUCCAAAUGCUAAGUAAAUGCCAUAGUAAUCCAGUUAUCCAUUUACCAUGGCAUAAUGGAUGUAUUCUGAAAACGAUUAACCACACGUCUGAUAUGAUUUGUCUAAAAGUAAUACAAUAAUAAACAUUUUGUUAACCCCAUUAAACAACUAUGUAUCACAUCACAGAUAAAUAUGUUGUUAUGCUACACGUAUCACAUACUGGAUGUCUUGUUUUUGCCUUUAAAUGUCUUGUUUGUCAUUGAAGGUCUUGUAUUAUGAUUGGUUUGUCUGUACAUUUCUUGCAUUGUGAUUGGUUGCCAUGCAGGUUGCAGUUGAAACCCUACCAGCUGAUUGGGCUGAAGUGGCUUCUCCUGCUGCACCAACACAAGCUGAGUGGAAUCCUGGCUGACGAGAUGGUGAGAUGGUUUACCCCUUAAGCCUUGUUCACACUGCAGGCCUUAAUGCUCAAAUAUAUUUUGUUAUAUUUUUCAACUCCGUUUUUGACUACUGACUGUACAAACAGCAAGUUACAAGUGACCAAAUCGGAUUUGUGUGUGUUCAGACAGCAGUGAUUUGCUGACAAGGCUACACUAGUUGUCAUAGUAAUGACGGGUGUGUGUGCAGUGGUGUAGGCUGAUUGGUGGUGGUGCUUGUGCUUCCUAUCACUUAGAAGUUCUGUAGCAAGCGAAGGUGACCAAUGCCUGCCAUGGACAUUUCCCAGUUGCUUUGCAUGUUCAAAAGCAUAGGGUAAGAACACUUUUAAAGCCUCAAAGGAUCCAUCUUUCAAAACAAGUCCAUUUUGGCUAGCCACAGCAGUCAACUAGCUAGCUAGGGAGCUGUUUAGCUUUCUAACACUUUCACAAAUUUGUUUGUAAACAAUUAACAAGCUAGAUAGAUAGCACAUGUUCUUGUCAAACUGUCAACAGAGUAGCUAGCGAGUAACAAGAUAUGCCAAAUAUGUCGAAAAACCACAUUUACAUUUUAGUCAUUUAGCAGAUGCUCUUAUCCAGAGCGACUUACAGUUAGUGAGUGCAUACAUUUUUAUUUUUUUUCAUACUGGCCCCCCGUGGGAAUCAAACCCACAACCCUGGCGUUGCAAACGCCAUGCUCUACCAACUGAGCUACACGGGACUACCUAUGAAGGUGGUUUAAAUAUCCGAUUCCAUGUGCUUUUUGGUUGUUUAGACUGCAGAAAAAUAACAGAUUCGAAUUGGAUAUGCAAAUCAAUAGGAUUUGAGUCACUUCAAACUGCCAAUGUGAACAUUGCUUUAGAGAAUACAGUAGAUGCGUCCCAAAUGGCACCCUAUUCCUUAUACACUGAGUGUACAAAACAUUAGGAACACCUGCUCUUUCCAUGACAGACUGACCAGGUGAAUCCAGGCGAAAGCUAUGAUCCCUUAUUGAUGUCACUUGUUAAAUCACAGGUUAAAGAAGGAUUUUUAAGCCUUGAGACAAUUAAGACAUGCAUUGUGUAUGUGUGCCAUUCAGAGGGUGAAGGGACAAGACAAAAGAAGUCCAUGCCCCCAACGAAUUGAGGCUGUUCUGAGGGCAAAAAGGGUGCAACUCAAUAUUAGGAAGGUGUUCCUAAUGUUUUGUACACUCAGUGUAUAGGUCACUACUUUUGAACAGGCCCAUAGCGAAUAGGGUGCCAUUUGGGUCUUACCCACAUAUAGUAUAUGAUGUUUUUUUAUUCUGUGGAUUUCCCCCUCCCUGUAUUCUAGAACUGUUACCAACAGAAAACAUAUAAUAUACUGUGGCAAGAUGGUGUAGAAAGGCCUCAACGGGGGUGUAUUCACUAGAAAGCAAACGGCCUGAAACGGGGCGGGACUAACCUGAACUUUAUCCAAUAAGAAACCAUUGUUUUUGUUGCAUAACAUUUUCCGUUGCAAACCUGUUUGCUACAGUCUGCACUAAUGAAUACAUCACAGAUUUAGAUUUGAGUAAUAUUGUCUGUGGGUGUAGCACCUGCAGGUGAAUACACACAGACAGAGAGAACUAAAGGAAUGGGUGAGAAAUAGUUAUUUUAACAUUCAAAAGGGAAAGGGGGUGCCUUGUUUGGUUUAAAUCAGAGUUUGAAACUUGUUCUGUUCGCUGAACCGGUUGCAACCCCUGGUUAAAUAGUGUUAGAUUGUCAGUAUGUGAUUGAAGUCCUGAUAUGAAACCUGGGGCUCCGUGAUGCUGUUUUUAGACUGAUACUUUGAAGUGCAGAUGUUGAUCCUCUAUCAUUCUUUCUCACGCUCUAGAUCUCUCUUAAAUCUUCUUAAUUUUUUUCUAUCUUUCUUUCUUCUACCCAACAGGGUUUGGGAAAGACCAUCCAGGCCAUAGCCUUCCUGGCCAGACUGUACCAGGACGGCAUCGACGGCCCCCACCUCAUCACUGUGCCCUCCUCCACCCUUGGUAAGGGCUCUACUCACGUCAUGCAGUCACAUUAUAACCACUUUAAGCCUGUUUAUAACCACUAAUAGAACACAUGACAUAAGCAAAUGAUUAGUGUAUUAUUGGCAUGUUUCUGUUUUGUGAAAAACUUGUUUGACCAUUUCACUUUAAAAACGACCGUUGCCCUUUUUAUAAUAUCUGUCAUGUUUGGCAUAAUGUUUUGUUUAGGCUGAGUAAAUUGGACUGGAUUGAAUUGACCUGUGUUCUCUUUUCUACAGAUAACUGGGUUCGUGAGCUAAAGCUGUGGUGCCCUAGUCUCAAGGUGUUAGUCUAUUACGGUGAGUGGCUCUCUCCCUCCAGGAUAAUGUGGUAGAUUGUUAGCUGUGAGUCUAAGCCGGGUUGUAUUCCCUAGGAAGAAAAUGGGCCGAAGCUGGGAGGGACUAACCUGAACUUCUCCAAAAAGAAAGGCUCUUUUCGUGCAAAACGUUUUCCGUCGCAAUACUGUGUGCACUAAUGAACACUAGGGCUGGGAAUUGCCAGGGGACCUCACAAUAUGAUAUUAUCACGACACUUAGGUGCCAAUACGAUACAUAUUGCGUUUCUCACGAUUCUAUAUGUAUUGCGAUUCGAUACGGUGAUUUUAUUGCGAUUCGAUGUUCCAAACAUAUUGCUCACCAUAUGUCUGCUGCAGAGAGACCGAGAGCCAUGAGAAAAUGAGUUUUGAUCAGUCAUGGAAAUAAAAUGGCUGAAAACAAAUUGACUCCCUAUUUAAAAAGAAGAUGGAGAACAAGCUAUGAAGGAAAAAUACAGGUGUUUUGGUGCAGGUACAACCAACUAGCACAAAAAUAAUAUCCCGAUAUGUAACUGUAUAGAUUUCUUGCCCCCAUCACGAAUGAAUACACCCCCUGAUGAUGUGUAAACCCUGUUGAAUGUUCAGGCUCCGUGGAGGACCGGCGGUACCUGCGACAUGACAUCCUCAGCAAUCAGGUGGACUUCAACGUCAUCGUGUCCACGUGAGUACACACGCACGCACAAUAUUGUCCAAUAGGUUUCAGUCUAUUGGUGGAACCACAAUGACCUCUAGUGGAAGGGAAGAGCAUGGCGUCCUCUGUACUCUGUCUUAACAGCUGCUCCGGGUUGAAGUUUCCACCAGGUACAGAUCUAGGAUCAGCUUCCCCUCCCCCAAUCCUAACCUUAACCAUAGGGUGGGGGAAUGCAAAACUGGCCCCAGAUCAGCGCCUUGGGGCAACUUCACCCUACAACCUUGCAGCUGUGGGGUACGUGUCUGUCUGAACCAGAAAAGCACUUUGUAAUGCAUUAAUGAAUGAUAUUAAUGAGCAUUCAACGGUAUAUGAGGCAGCCAUAAGGGAAAUGAAGGCACUGCUGAGUCUCCUGAGCUACGUCUCCAAACCUGUGUGUUGACAACACGAUGAGUCAAUUAAAUACGUACCAGGAAUUCACUGGAACUAAAAGGCCUUGCAUCUUAAAUGUGCUCAAGCAUUCCCUAGUGUGUGUGUGUGUGUGUGUGUGUGUGUGUGUGCUUGCACAUUCAUAGGUCUACAUACGGAAUGAAAGUUAAACUAUAAAUGCUCAUGUUUGUGUGUAAUUUCUCUCUACACAGCUACAAUCUGACCAUCGGCAACGACAGCGACCGCAGUCUCUUCCGCAAGCUCAAGCUCAAGUACGCCGUGUUCGACGAGGGCCACAUGUUGAAGAACAUGAACUCCCUCCGCUACCGCCACCUCAUGGCCAUCAAUGUUAGUUCACGGCACACCGCCUCACACUUCCCCAUUGACAAGUAGUAGAAGCAGUUGUAGUGUGCAAUAUAGUUGACGUCCCAGUGUCUCCUCUGUCUCUCUGUUUGUCUGUCUCUGUCUGAAUCUCUCUGACUUCCUGAAUCUGUCUGCCUGGGCUCCGUCUCGCUGUCUGUGUCCCUGACUCCCUGUCUCUGUCUGUCCAUGUGUCACCCUGUCCCUCUCCCUGAUUGCCUGUCUGACUACCUGUCUAUGUGUCCCCAGGCUGAGCACCGGCUGCUCCUGACCGGCACCCCUCUGCAGAAUAACCUGCUGGAGCUGAUGUCGCUGCUCAACUUUAUCAUGCCCUCCAUGUUCUCCAGUAGCACCACGCAGAUAGCCAAGAUGUUCUCCAUGGUAAGGUCAAGGGUCAGGUUUAGGGUGGAACUAUUCUGAUCCUAGAUCAGCACUCCAACUCUGAGACACUUUGUGAAUACAGACCCUGGUCCCACUCCCCUCAUGUUAAGUGGGACUCUUACAGUAGGAUGUGUGUUUUGAUCAUGUUUGUGUUGAAUUGUUGUGUGGUAGAAAUCCCACGAGGAACAGAGUCGUUUUGAGAGGGACCGCAUCGCCCAGGCUAAACUCAUCAUGAAACCUUUCAUCCUCAGACGAGUUAAGUGCGAGGUAAGGACUCUCCCAAAGUGACUGAUUACACUGAGAAAUACUGGAUGGUUCACAAUGUUAAAUUUAAAGUAUGUGUGUGUGGGGGGGCGUGUGUGUGUGUGUGUGUGUGCGCUCGUGUUCGUAUGCACUCGUUUGUGUGUCUGUCUCUCAGGUUCUUAAGCAGCUGCCAGCUAAGGAAGAGAAGCUGGAAUUCUGCACCAUGAGCGAGAAGCAGCAGCAACUUUACCAGAACAUGGUGGUCAAGCUCAAGAAGUCUGCCAUCGGAGAGAGUAUGUACUGCACUGAACUUUAGUGUAGGUCCAGGGUGAAGUUUCCCCUAAAUGCGCAUCUAGGAUCAGCUUUCCCUCUCCCAAUCCUAAUAUUAGCCAUUAGUGGAGGAAAUGCUAAACUGACCCAAGAUCAGGUUCUAGGGGAAUCUUCACCAUACUCAGUGUAGUGUUACAGCAGUGACGUGACAGACGGGUGGUGCAUAGCUGGCACAAUGCGAUGGCUGAGAAGCUAACUGGGCAUCUCCCGAUGAUAAGCACGGGGUGGCUGUGCAGAAGCUUGUUUGUGUGAUCGGCAUCUUCCAUCCUGUGCCCUAAUUUCAACUAAACUGUUAUCUCUCUCCUUCGCUCUUGCUCUCUCGCACCCUAAACCACUCGCUCACAUUCUCUCCAUCUCUGUGUAGAGAAAGAGCUAUGCAACGUGAUGAUGCAGUUGAGGAAGAUGGCCAACCACCCUCUGCUCCACCGGCAGUACUACACCACAGAGCGACUCAAGGCCAUGAGUCACCUCAUGCUCAAGGUUGCUGCUUUAUUGGCCAUUUUGUGUCUGUUCUAGUUUAUUCUGUAAAUGUAUAUAAAUCAAAUAAAAGUCAAUCUCCUACGAAACUAUGUUACCACCCUUAUCUCCUCUCUCUCUCUCUGUCUCUCUCUCUCUCUCUGUCUGUCUGUCUGUCUCUGUCUGUCUGUCUCUGUCUCUCUCUGUCUCUCUCUGUCUGUCUCUCUCUCUGUCUCUCUCUGUCUGUCUCUCUCUCUGUCUCUGUCUCUCUCUCUCUCUCUCUCUCUCAUUGUUGAUCUAUUUAUCUCGUCUCUCGCUCUCUUCCUUGUCUGUCUCUCUCUCAAUAUGUAUAUAUUUAUUUAUCCCCCUCCCCCUAGGAGCCGACCCAUUUUGACGCGGACCCGGUGCUGAUCCAGGAGGACAUGGCGGCGAUGUCGGACUUUGAGCUUCACCGGCUGUGCCAGCAGUACUCGUCCCUGCACAAAUACCAGCUGGACAAAGACCUACUGCUGGACUCUGGGAAGUUCCACCUGCUCCAGACGCUACUGGCCACACUCAAGACCAAGGUAAGGAGAGCGAGAGAGACUAUUAUUUAUUUUAUUACUCUGUGAUUGUUUGUGUUUUGGGUGUAUUUCCUGACUCUUUCUUGGGUUUUGCCUCGGGUCUGUUCUGGAGGAUGUCAAUUGUAGUAUGGUGUAGAAUCGGGUUAUCUCAAGUCAUUAUAUUUAUAUCUGCCAUGUUCAGAUCGUUUCAGGGGUGUGUUCAUUAGUGCACACAGUAGCAAAACAUUUUGCAUUGAGAACAAGUGUAUCUUAUUUGACAAGUUCAGGUUAGUCCCACUUGUUUUGUCCCGUUUACCUCCGUUUGGUUCCUUGUGAAUACAUCCCUGAUAUGUGAUGUGGCUGUGCUGUGCUCUGCUCUCUCGGCAGGGAGACCGGGUGGUGCUCUUCAGUCAGUUCACCAUGAUGCUGGACAUUGUGGAGAUUCUGCUCAAACACCUGGGCCACCGCUAUGUCAGACUGGAUGGCUCCACACCCAUAGCAGACAGGUGAGCUCCAGUUGAAUUCAACCUAGUGGGUUCUUUCUAACAUAAUUGUGUGCAGUAUUUUGCCAUAGGAAGUGGAACUGGGGGCAUAGUACAUAUAAAACAAAAAGCUGUUCACUGGCAUAUCUCUGAGAUCAUUGGUAGGGUUGUAUCUCAAUACUAGUAGUGAAUCUCCUACUUCUAGAGUGUGUAGAGAAAAUGCACGGAGCCAUUGUAAUCUGUUUGUUUGGUGCAGGAUCGUGCUGAUUGACGACUACAACAUGGACCCGGAAAUCUUUGUGUUCCUGCUGUCGACGCGGGCGGGCGGCCUAGGCAUCAACCUGACCUCGGCCAACGUGGUCAUCAUGCACGACAUCGAUUGCAACCCCUAUAACGACAAGCAGGCAGAGGACCGCUGCCACAGAUUGGGCCAGACUAGGUGAGACCGACAGGGGAGGGGCCAGACCAGGUAAGACAGAGAGGAAGGGGGCCAGACCAGGUGAGACCGACUGGAGGGUGGGGGCUAGGCUAUAUUUGGGCGUCAGAUAUCUGUAGCUAGAGAUGUCUUGCUUACAGAAGUCUCUAGAAGUAGUGACAAGAGUUGCAAUGUGAUCAGGAAAACCCCUCUGGCCCUAGAGAAGGUACUGUAUGAGGACAAAAUGGGGGGAUCUAGUCAUCGUGAGGGAAUGGACACUGCUCUCUGAAUGACUGAAGGUCAUUUCCUUCUGCAGGACCGUCCAGGUGAUCAAGCUGAUACAUAAAGACACCAUAGAGGGUGGCAUGCUGCAGCUGGGCCAGAAGAAGCUUAAACUGGAGCAGGACAUGACCGCUGCCGAGGAGGGUAAGGACCUGGGGGACACACACAGACAUUUCAACAUCUUUAAUUGUAAGAAAGAGGUGCUCAACCCAAAGCUCAGUGUCCAUGGCCCCUCUCUUUUUCAUGUAAUGCAUCAGUAACACACAUUGAGAACAGGAGUCAUCACAUGAUCGUAUGUUUUUUUUUUUUUCUCGUGCCCAGGUGAUGAGGGCACCAUGCCUGAGGACAUGGCCGCCCUCCUCAAGGCAUCGCUGGGCCUGUGAGGGUCUGGGAGCGCCCUCCCUGGAGUUUCAUUGGGACUCAGCCUGGAGCGUCCCACCACUGACUGACUGACUGACUGACU